Messenger RNA from Angiostrongylus costaricensis, 738 nucleotides. The record is from the annotation of a GenBank genome assembly. Lineage: Eukaryota; Metazoa; Nematoda; Chromadorea; Rhabditida; Metastrongylidae.
AUGACUGGACGGAGCGAGUCAGGAAAGGAGGAAGUGCAAAAAUUCAGUGGUGACGGAGGUUCAGAAGAAUUGAAGAUUAUUAGAAUGGCAUUCUUAAGUGGUUUUUUCUUGGGCGGUUAUUCGACAGUUGCGCAGGCACGUGAAACAUUUGAGAGAAGCAACGUAGGAAGGAAAUAUUUAAGCCCAAGUGAUGAAUUUAAACGGAAGGCGGACUAUGCCAUUGUGCGGUUUGCCAAGAGUGGUUUCGUCAUGGGCUUCAAGUGCGCCUUGAUUUCUGGCUCGAUUGUGGUCUUGACGACACAUUUGGCAGCAUAUCGACAACGGUUCUCGUCGUGGUACUUCCCAGCGAUUUCAGGUGCGCUCGCGCUCUCGCUGCAUAGAGGUAUGGCAGAGUUUGCCUUUCUCUUGAUUGCAAGACUCAUAUUUGUAGCAUUAGUCGGUGGUAUCUUCAUGUUUCCUCUUGGCAUCAUCGGAUCGUUGAAGGCAGUUGCUUUAGGAAUAACGUCGGGGUUGACAUUAUCUGCUGGAGUGCACAUAUUCGCUCUCGGCAUGAACAAAUCUGUGGAUGAAGCGUACUGGGCAUUUAAAGAAAAGUAUGAUAGUAAAUUACGCACUGAUCAAGAAUGGGAAGACCGAGUGACUGAACUGAUGAGGUCAGAAGGCAUCAAAUGGAGGGGAAAUGCUGCAAUAAAGCUAAGAAAACUGGACGAAGAGAAGCUCGCUGUGCAAGAUACUUGA